Messenger RNA from Westerdykella ornata, 3607 nucleotides. RefSeq names its product nuclear pore complex protein-like protein Nup107. The transcript is spliced from 4 exons. Gene Ontology annotation, cellular component: nuclear pore outer ring; nuclear pore. The coding region runs from base 301 to 3348 and encodes 1015 amino acids. NCBI's taxonomy places the organism in Eukaryota, Fungi, Ascomycota, Dothideomycetes, Pleosporales, Sporormiaceae. Gene Ontology annotation, molecular function: structural constituent of nuclear pore. Gene Ontology annotation, biological process: protein import into nucleus; regulation of DNA-templated transcription; mRNA export from nucleus. The record is from RefSeq and is a predicted model, not a curated record.
GAGUUUGAACCGAGACUCUAAUGACUGCCUAUAAAGACAUUGAUGAGGAAAAAAAGAAGAGCGAAGCGGCUUCGAGUGGUGAGGAUUUUCUUCAGCCACUUUGCCAAGGAUUAGGUAAGCGGACGCGACGCGCCGCACAGACACUGAUGCGAGAUGUGGCUCCAUGUGUUUUGCGUAGCUUGAAGAAGCAUCUUCAACAACCAGAAUUGCGGCAUUACAAUCCGCCUAGUCGGAGAGCCGUCGCGAGGAUUGCGAAAUAAUUUUUCGGGCUUCUGCCAGUCUCCUUCCCCUCUCCGAACAAUGGCGACCGCUUCAAGAAAGUCCUUUGCGCUGCAGCCGCGAAACCACAAUGGGUCUUUCUUUGGCCCCGCCAGCGUUACUCACCGACCGAGCACGAACGACGACCCUCUACAGCCUCUUCGGACAAUGGCAGACCGGGUCGGAAAAGAAGUGGAAAGCUUCGCGGAGCGCGUCGAUCAAUGGUACAGCCAGGAGAAAGGACAGGACGCAAAAAAGCGAUACCAUGCGACUCUGCGGAUGGUGGACCAAUUCAAAGGCUUGGCCGAUUCGACUGUGAAGGAGCUCAGAGAACAAGGCGACGCCGAGAACAGAGGAGAGCUCCGGAAAAGCGUACAACGGCGCAUUAGGACGAUGAUAGAGGAGGAAGCCCCUAUGGCCGGCGAUUUCUCGCAGUCAAUUCAAAGUAACUUGUCUUCGGUCGAAGGAAACUCCAAUUCCUACUCCGCUCGCGUGCAAGAGUUACGACAGUGGGAGACCGAAGCUGCGACUUGGGACCUUGUGCACCUCAUCAUCUCCUUCUACCAUCCCGAACCUGGAUUCGACCGCGAAGCCGACCGGCAAUCGAAGAUCUCCAAGCGUCAUGAACCACUACACCAGUUCACCCCGAAGCCCGAGCUCUGGGACCGCUUCCUGCUAGUAGAUGAUCAGGCUAAGGAGAAGGAACUCGUGCUUCGAUGGCUUGAAAGAACGGCCAGGAACACGGAGAGCGACAUUCAAUCCAUUAUCGAGCAGUUAGGCACAGAAUCCGGGAAAGACACUCAUACGUGGACAAGUGGAUGGACUGACACAAGGGCGAAGAUCAAGCAGGCGAAGCGCCUACAGGGAACAGAGGGACCUCUGGGUUCAAAGGGUUGGAGUUUGAGGACUAGCGACCGUUCGGAAGAACUCAUCACACAACUGGACCCGGACGCUCCUGGGAGACAGAGAAGGGCACUGGAGAAAUCCGACGAAGACUAUGAGCGCGCACUGUGGAUGGUGUGCUAUGAGAUGUUGCGUCGCGGUACGCCCUGGAGGGAAGUCAGUGAGUGGUGCAGAGACAGGAGCGAGGCGUGGCGGGGAAUCAGUAUGGGCGCUGCAGAUGAGUCUCGACCAGAAGGAGGGCCUAGCCUGGCGGGCGAGUCUGUCGGCUACCUGUUUCGUCGCAUGUGCUUCCUUGCCGCGAGGGGUGCUCGAUCGCAUUUCGAAGGCGCCGUAUAUGGACUUCUCAGUGGGGACUAUAAAGCGGUGCAGCGCGUCUGCCGAUCGUGGGAUGACCAUCUUUACGCACAUUACAACGCCCUGUUGCUCUCGAGGUUUGACGACUAUCUGCUCAACCAUCACUCGCGGCGGCUACCACAGAAUAUCACGCAUAAAUUCGUAUUUCAGGAUGCAGUUGCAGACGUUGGCGAUUGGGAAAACUCGCCCGCGUUCAUCAUCAAUCUGCUGAAGCAGCAGAAGGCCACGGCUGCUCUUUCAUUGGCUCCCAUGAAGCUCAUUCAGGGCAGCCUCAUCAGCACAACAGUGGAGGAGCUGCUCUUGAAAGUGGGUGUCGCCAUUGCUAUGCUACAAGAGAAAGACGAUCGGGUUAUGAGCUUGGUCCUUGAGCCGGAAGUUCAACAAGGCGAGUAUGACUUGAAGGAAUCAGUACCCAUGGAAUCACGCACCUUAACAGCAGAAAAGCAUCAUCAAGCUCUGGCUAGGGAUACGCACGCUCUACGGAUACUGGUUCACAUCCUCCUCGUCAUGCAAAAAGGCCUCAAUCUGUUUGACCGCGAAGACUACGCUAAGUGGACAGCGUUCGACAACAUAAUCGUAACCUACAUCGAGCUGCUUCGGCUCACCAAGCGAUUCCAAUUGAUACCGUUGUAUGCCGCGCAGCUUCACGAGGAGAGGACUUACCACUGCCUCUCGCGGGUGGUUUCAGAUAUAAAGAACCCAGAGGAACAGAAUAGCAUCGUCGGUUUGAUGGGCCUGUACGGUAUUGACGCUGCAAAGGUGGUCCAGGACAAUUGGCUCACCAUUGGAAAAUACUUGGAGACGCUUGACGUUCCAGAUAUUGAAUCGCUGGCUCUACUGGAGACGCCAUCCGAAGCCGUUGCCCCGCACUUGUACCUAUGGCCGGGCAAGCGUGUCAAAUCCGAAAUUGGAGGUUUUGACAUCAGCGAGAACGACGAGGCAAUGCUGAGUUCGUUGCGCUGGCACCUCCAUCUGGACAAGUGGGUGGAUGAAUCGUUCAUGGUCUUGCACAGCGGUCUCAUGUUCCUCUUGCGCAAGGGCCGCCUCGGUGCUGCAACUCAGCUGGUCAACGAAGUGAAUCUGGACACCUUGGUGCAAAUCAAGACCAAGAUCCUUUGUGGCUACUCGUUCGACAUCAGGGCUGACGGCGCCGAAGUGCAAGAUAGCCGGCGAAUCGACGCAUUGCGGCAGGAAGAACUAUCUCGAUCAGGCCGCAAUUGGAAGCCAUCGACGAAGAUCCCCACUGCCGAAGAACAUAGGGAAAUUGUCCAAUCCCUAAAGGAGAGCACGCAAUCCUAUUUCGAGCUCACCGAGCUCCUCCGCCUAAUCACCCUUCUCCGCGACUGGCGCGAGGAGGAGGACAAUCUCAUACGGAUCCGCGACUCGGGCGAAACCGGCACCAAAAUCUCCACCAAAAAGGCACGCGAGCUCUUCGAGGAGAUCUCCGCCAUCAUCGACACCCUCCUGGAAACCUUCCUCGAGGCCAUCGACAGCUCGCGCGGCACCGACGGCUGGGAAGUCAAGCGCGUCUACAUUCCCGAGAUCGUACUGGCGUAUAUAUCCGUCGUGCAGCCCGCAGCGUACUUUAAUAGCAAGGAGUAUCUGACCAAGGCGCUAGAUAUUGCCGUGGUGGUUGCGGAUGAACGGAGGGAGUGGAUACAGGAGGCGUUUCUGGCGGCGGGGAGGAUGCAGGAGCUCGUGACCAUGCUGGCGGAGUGUAGUAAGGCUAUGUUGAGGUUGGGCGAGACGGAUGCGAAGUUGAGGAAGGGGGCGGGCAAGCAUGGGCCCAGGGGGGAGACGCUGACGCUUUGGAAUGCGGUUUUGAGGAAGUGACCGUGGUGUCGAGGUCCGGGUAACGAGGGGAAUGGAGAUGGAGGUGUGGGUAUUCGAUUCGGUGCAUGAGGGUUUCGCUGGGGCUUGAGUGCUUCUGAUGGAGAAGGGGAUGGCCGGCCUGAUCGGGCGGAGUGUGGAUUCGCGAUUAAGCGUAAUGGAUACUCUGGGAACGAUUUGCUCAGCGAGCGCCGUGAAGCUCUUAUGCGAUGCAUCCAGGAGACUUCCUAAAUGAUGGGAUUUGAAUUUCAUGCUGCGUGUA